AUGGACAAGUUGAAGGCACUUGGGAAGGAAGGAGGUGCCGAGGUUAUUCAGUUGCUGCUGGAAGCCGGAGCCGAUGUGAAUCUGGUCGAAUCGGACGGGAAUAACGCCCUCCAUCUAGCCGCGUACUGUGGGACGAUCGAGAUCGUGGAAUCACUGCUCGCCCAUGGUGCUGCGGUGGACGUGCUGGGACCGGAUGAUCGAACUGUUUUACAUGUGGCCGCAGCGGGCGACAAUCCGGAUGUCGUCCCCUCGCUAUGUCGCGCAGGCGUCGCGAUCAAUGCACUGGACGCGUCGGGAAACACGGCCCUUCAUUUGGCGGCCCUUCACGGACGUACUGCUCUCACCCGCUUGCUUCUGGAGAUGGGCGCAGACGUGUCCGUCUCGCCGGAGGAUGGACGAACGGCGCUGCAUUACGCUGCCUCAGUUGACCAGGCAGACCUCCUACAGCUGCUGGUGGAUGCUGGCGCCGAAGUAGGCGCCCUCCAUAGCGAUGAAGGUCAUACGGCGCUGCAUUAUGCCGCCGUUAAUGGAAGUGCCGACGCAUUUCGGGUGCUUCUACGCGCGGCCGAUGCCCAGAAGUUUGAUUUGCUCAGCCCAUGCUGCCAAGAGAGCGUUGCUAUCACAACACUAUCACAAUGGCUCAAUUCUAUGAAGUGCAUUUUGUCAUAG
Molecule: messenger RNA, 669 nt
Organism: Aspergillus oryzae RIB40
Lineage: Eukaryota; Fungi; Ascomycota; Eurotiomycetes; Eurotiales; Aspergillaceae
Product: ankyrin repeat domain-containing protein
Exons: 3
Coding region: 1-669 (222 amino acids)
Molecular function (GO): protein binding
Source: RefSeq, a predicted model, not a curated record